AUGGCCAACUCUACUGCAGAUGCCAUCCCGGCGGAAGGCCUCGCCGUCACUGGUAACCUCACCCUGAUGGACUCAUUCUCUCGCCUGCCUGCUACCUUGUGGGAGCAGCGGGACCUUCUCGCCCUGCAGGCAAGAAUCGUCGUGGCGGCCCUGGGUUGCAUCUAUGUGGGCUCAUUUGCCUCGCUGCGGCGACCUCCCAGUGCCAGCCCGCCUAAGAAGAAGAAGAGGGGAAAAUAUGGCGAGAAGGACGAAGAUGACGACGACCAGUUCGUCCAGGGCCUUGUCGCCUCAGACGCCAUCAUGUUUCCAAUCCUGGCCGGGACUGUUCUGGUGGGUCUGUACUACCUGAUCAAGUGGCUGGAGGACCCGGCAAUCAUCAGCAAGAUCAUGGGCGUCUACUUCUCCGUCAUGUCACUGGCAAGCAUGGGCAAGCUUCUUGCCGACUUUCUCCAUUUCGUCACCGGCCUGGUGUUUCCUGAGGUCUGGAAAUGCAGCGAUGGCAUCCUUUGGCGGUUUGACGGCGCCAAGAAGUGCCAGUAUCGGCUGGACGAUGGAGGAGAGCGGGUAUACGACAACGCCAAGAUGUCUCCAUUCCCCGGCACCCUAUUCUCGAAAUGGAGGUUCUCCGAGUCAAAGCACAACCUAUUCUGGGAGUUGCGUCACCUUUACCAAGAGCAGUGGACUGUCCGGUUCGCCAUGCACGGGCUUGGCAAGCACCGUAUCCAGCUCAGGCUCAACGAUGUUCUGGGGGCAUUCAUGGCCAUUGGCGCCAGUAUUCUCUACCAGACGACCAAGUCAAACAUGCUGUCCAACAUCAUGGGAUACGCGUUCUCUUACGUUGGCAUUGUCACGCUGUCACCCACCUCUUUCGCCAUCGGAAGCUCGGUGCUGUUUGGCCUGUUCUUCUACGAUAUCUACAUGGUCUUUUACACUCCAUACAUGGUCACUGUUGCCACCAAGCUAGACGUUCCGAUCAAGCUGGUAUUCGAAAGCGGGAAAAGGUCCAGCAUGCUAGGCCUCGGAGACAUCGUGGUCCCCGGCAUGUUCAUUGGAUUGUGUCUUCGCUUUGACCACUUUCUUCACUACUAUCGUCAGCGCCAACUUGUCCCUGUCGAGCUCCGAUCUGAGGAAAAGGGAGUAGAUGGAGUAGUAGAUGAGGUACAAGAGACGCAGCGUAUGGUCCAGAAGCCCAAGUAUGUCAAUCCCAUGGGCCAGUGGGGAAACCGCUUCUGGGGCUCGGGUAGUGCCACUCCUGCCGUAAAAGCUGCUGCGUUCAAGAAGACAUACUUCAAGGCUGCCCUGGUAGGAUACUUCUUGGCCAUGUUGGCCACGCUGACCAUGCUCCUGGUAUUCAAACACGCUCAGCCCGCCCUUCUUUACCUGGUGCCCGGCGUCGUGUCCGCUGUCUGGAUUACAGGUGCAGUAAGGGGCGAGUUGCAUGAGAUGUGGAUCUACACCGAAGAUGGUACUCUGGACAAAGAGGAUGUCAUCGUCGAGGUGGACGGAAGCGGCAACGUUCUCAAGGUGGUUGAGGACAAGAAGGAGGAGGACGAGAGCAAGGAGGAUAGCAAGACCAGUGACGCGAAGGCGGACACUGAAGCCUCAGGUGCUGUCGAUCUGGCGCAAAAGGAGAAACCGCAUACCUCUGAGACAAAGAAGAGCAAGAAGGCAUCCUCGCGGACCGUUUUUGCGUUUACGAUUGAGGCACCGCCUUCGCCUACCGAGGUUGUGGAUCAGUAG
This is a messenger RNA of Neoarthrinium moseri, 1740 nucleotides long. RefSeq lists its product as uncharacterized. The record is from RefSeq and is a predicted model, not a curated record. Lineage: Eukaryota; Fungi; Ascomycota; Sordariomycetes; Amphisphaeriales; Apiosporaceae. Gene Ontology annotation, molecular function: aspartic endopeptidase activity, intramembrane cleaving. Gene Ontology annotation, biological process: membrane protein proteolysis. The transcript is spliced from 2 exons. Bases 1 to 1740 code for a protein of 579 amino acids. Gene Ontology annotation, cellular component: cytoplasmic side of endoplasmic reticulum membrane; membrane; lumenal side of endoplasmic reticulum membrane.